Messenger RNA from Vollenhovia emeryi, 2679 nucleotides. RefSeq lists its product as uncharacterized. NCBI's taxonomy places the organism in Eukaryota, Metazoa, Arthropoda, Insecta, Hymenoptera, Formicidae. The record is from RefSeq and is a predicted model, not a curated record. Gene Ontology annotation, molecular function: nucleic acid binding. Gene Ontology annotation, biological process: DNA integration. The coding region runs from base 1 to 2679 and encodes 892 amino acids. The transcript has a single exon.
AUGACCUGCGCCCCGUUUCUCGCGCUUCGCGUUAUCCAACGUCUCGUCACCGACGAAGGCCAUCGCUUUCCACGGGCUGUGCCCAUCCUUCAGCGCCACAUUUAUGUUGAUGAUGUGCUCUUCGGCGAUAACGAUAUCGCGUCGCUGAAACAAACUCGUGAUCAAUUGAUAUCUCUACUCGGACGCGGGCUCUUCGAAUUACGCAAGUGGGCGAGUAAUUCUUCCUCCCUAUUGGACGACAUCAAUCCCUCGAAUCACGGUCUCGCUUGCAGCAAAGCCAUCGCUAGCGAUGAACAAGUUAAGAUCUUGGGCAUCGUCUGGAAUCCCUCUCGGGAUCUCUUUCAAUUCAGAGUUUGUCUAGAUCGCUCGGUUCCUCGGAGUAAACGCUCAAUUCUGUCGACCAUUGCUCGAUUGUACGAUCCUCUCGGGUGGGUGACUCCUGUCACGACCUCCGCCAAGAUCUUCAUGCAGCGGUUGUGGUGCUCCAAGCUCGAUUGGGAUACCGAGGUAUCCGGUAUCCUCAGCUCUCAAUGGCAAACUAUUUAUGCGAAGCUUACACAUCUGAAUGAGGUGACUCUCCCUCGGUGGACUGGAGUCCAGCCACAUUCAGCCGUCGAACUGCACGGGUUCUCCGACGCAUCCACGAUGGCGUACGCUGCCGUCGUCUACCUCAAGGUCACCUCUCCGCUCAAUGUCUCGCACAUCUCGCUACUCGCCAGUAAAUCGAAGGUCGCUCCGAUCUCUCCUCUUACUGUCCCGCGCCUCGAGCUUGCCGCCGCGGUCCUUCUGUCUCGGCUCAUGAAGUUCAUUCGAACUUCGCUUCAUCUGGAAUCCGCAUCCUGUUUCUGUUGGACGGACUCCAUGAUCGUGCUCACGUGGUUACGGUCUCAUCCCUCUCGCUGGGCCACCUUCGUGGCAAACCGCGUUCACGCCGUUCAAACAAAUAUGAUGGAUGCCUUGUGGAGCUACGUCCCCACGUCAAGCAAUCCUGCAGACUGUGCGUCUCGCGGUAUCCCCGGCGACGAAUUACUCUCUCAUCCACUGUGGUGGCACGGCCCACCUUGGUUAGCCUCCGCUCGCGAAGAGUGGCCACCGGAGCCGACUUCUUACAUUCCCUCCUCUCCGUUGGAAGAGAAAGUUGUCUCGCUCCAUUCGCAGGGGACUGCAACGCAAUGGGAUCUCGCCGUCAGAUUCUCCUCGUGGUCCAAACUCGUCAACGUUACCGCGUAUCUCUAUCGCUUUAUUGACGCAUGUCGCCGACGGAACCGGGAGUCUACCCGAUCCUCAUCAACCGCCGCUCCGCUUCGCGCCGACGAAUGCUAUACCGCCAAGAUCUUUUGGCUUAAAUACAUUCAAGCGACUCUUUUCCCUGCAGAACUCAGAGCGCUUUCCGCCGGCCGUCCCGUCGCGUCGGGUAGCCCAAUCUCGUCCCUCACUCCAUUCGUCGACAAGCACGGCGUUUUACGCGUGGGGGGACGGCUUCAACAAGCUCCUCUCCCCUACGACGUUCGACACCCUAUCAUCCUUGCAUCGCAUCCGAUAGUGACGCUCUUAGCCCAGCGAGCUCACAUUCGCACGCUGCACGGGGGGCUGCAGUUAACACUCACCGCCCUUCGCUCCGAAUACUGGAUCAUUCGAGCGCGAAGCCUCAUUAAAUCCGUCAUCCAUCGAUGUGUGGUUUGUGUCCGCGAACGCGCCUCAAUCCCGACCCAACUUAUGGGGAAUCUUCCUGCUGUUCGUGUUUCCCCACCCCCUCGAAGUUUCUCGCACUGCGGCGUUGAUUACGCUGGCCCGCUUCACGUGCGCGCAUCCGCCGGCCGGGGAGUCACCUCACGUAAAGCCUACGUUGCCCUGUUCGUGUGUCUCUCCACGAGGGCCAUCCACUUGGAACUCGUUAGCGAUUAUUCCGCCUCCGCGUUCUUGGGGGCCUUUACGCGAUUUACAUCUCGGCGUGGACUUCCGCAGACGGUUUACUCCGAUAACGGCACUACUUUUGUUGGCGCUGAGAAAGAGUUAACCAUCGCGUACCGAGCCGCCCUUCGCGACGCUUCAUUUCAACAUCAAACUGCGUCCGAUCACAUCUCCUGGCAUUUCAUCCCCCCCUCUGCACCUCAUUUCGGAGGUAUAUGGGAAGCCGGCGUCCGCAGUAUGAAACAUCAUCUACGUCGCGUGCUAGGUAGUCAUACCCUCACCUUCGAAGAGCUCACCACGCUCCUUUGCAAAAUCGAGGCUUGCCUCAAUUCGCGCCCGCUCGCUCCCCUCUCCGACUCAGUCGAUGACUAUCAAGUUCUUACUCCGGGUCAUUUCCUUAUCGGAUCUUCUCUCAUCACUCCUCCGGAGCCCUCGGUGCUCCAUCUGUCUGAGAAUCGGUUAUCACGGUGGCAACUCGUCCGCCACCUGACCGAACGGUUCUGGUCUCUCUGGACCAACGAUUACAUAAACACGCUUCAACAACGCCGUAAGUGGCGCAAGGCUGAAAAUCCUCUUCCAGUCGGACGCCUUGUGCUUUUGCGCAAUCCGAAUUUGCCCCCCUGCAAAUGGGAAUUUGGUCGCAUAGCAAAAGCUCAUCCGGGCCCCGACGGGCUGAUUCGCGUCGUUACGGUUAAGACCGCCUCGUCAGAAUAUACUCGUCCGAUCGGAAAACUCUGUCUCUUGCCGAUUGAAACUGCUUCUCCAUAG